Molecule: messenger RNA, 2550 nt
Organism: Pseudozyma flocculosa PF-1
Lineage: Eukaryota; Fungi; Basidiomycota; Ustilaginomycetes; Ustilaginales; Ustilaginaceae
Exons: 1
Coding region: 1-2550 (849 amino acids)
Cellular component (GO): endoplasmic reticulum
Molecular function (GO): mannosyltransferase activity
Source: RefSeq, a predicted model, not a curated record
AUGCUGGUUCUUGUUCUGCUGGCGUUUUGCGCCACUCUGAUCGUGCUGAUCGGACUGCUGUUCCUCGUGCUCUACGUCGCCCUCUACCGCGCCCCCUCGACGACGUCCAAGGCGAGCCUGGGCAGGUCGGCCGCCGUCGUGGUUCUUGGCGACAUCGGACGCAGCCCGCGCAUGUGCUUCCACGUAGAGAGCCUCGCAAAUGAAGGCUGGAAGGUCGCCGUCGUCGGCUACAAGGGAACCGUACCGCCGCCCCCGCUUCGCCGACCGUCGAUCAAGCACCACCACCUCCGCACCCCGCCCGCCUUCAUCACCCGCCUGCCUCGCUUCGCAUUCGCACUCGUAGCACCCAUCAAGGUCCUCUUCCAGAGCGUGUCCCUGUUCUGGGAACUCGCAGCGAGCGUGCAGCCGCCACCGGAAAUCGUCCUCGUACAGACGCCACCGGCGCUGCCAACCCUCUUCAUCGUCCGCCUCGUAUGCGCCCUCCUCGGCAGCAGGGUCAUCAUCGACUGGCACAACCUCGGAUAUACCAUCCUCGCCCUGCGAAUGGGCGAAAAGAGCCCGCUCGUACGGCUUGCAGAAUGGCUCGAAAGGAUCACCGGCCGCAACGCCUUUGCCCACCUCUUCGUCACGAAUGCCAUGAUGAAGCAUCUCGACCGGCACUGGGGGCUAAAGGGCAACAAGGCCGUCCUUCACGACCGUCCUCCGUCGCACUUUCGGCGAACUUCGACCCAGGAGGUCCACGAGCUCAUGUCCCGCCUCGCCCCGCAGAUCCGGCCCUCGCUCGAAGGAUUCUAUCCGAGCUACUCGCUGCCGGAGUCGACGCCCUUUACCCGCCUGCUCACGGAAAAGGAAAGGGCUUCGUACGAGUACCGGUCGUACGGCUCUUCGGAUGCGCUGAGGCCAGACUCGCCCGCACCAGGAACCUUGGACCGUGGCAGCAGCGAUGGGCGGCCGCAAGCGUACCUGCGCGAGGAUCGGCCUGCCCUCGUCGUCAGCAGCACCAGCUGGACGGCCGACGAGGAUUUCACGCUCCUCUUGCACGCCGCUCGCAUCUACGAGCGCAGGGCGAGGCAAGUCGCUGCCAUCGCCGAUUCCAACAGCAGCCGAACGCCACAGCGUCGCUACUCGACCCUCGUCGGCGACCAGAUCUACAGCAGUCCGACGCGGGAGCACUCUCGCACGCCGCUGGUCGACUCGUUCAGCUCGCUCUCGUCGCCUGCCUCCGAGCAGCACUCCCAGGACCUCUCGCUCGACGUCGAUGCGACGCGGACAAGCAAGGAGCGGCGCAGGCCGAGCUUCGGCACACUCAGGUCGGCCACGCUGCCCAACGAGCCCGCCGCUUCGCUGCCCAAGAUGGUCAUCGUGGUGACGGGCAAGGGCGAGCUCAAGGCGAGCUACGAGGCCGAGAUCCGGCGCCUCGAGACCGAGGAGCAGUGGGAAUGGGUGCGCAUCCGCACCGCGUGGCUCGAGUCGGAAGACUACCCCAAGCUGCUCGGCUCGGCCGACGUGGGCAUCAGCCUGCACUCGAGCUCGUCCGGGAUUGACCUGCCGAUGAAGGUGGUCGACAUGCUCGGAUGCGGCCUUCCCGUCUGCGCCCUCGACUUCAACUGCCUCGACGAGCUGAUCCACGACGGCCACAAUGGCCUCGUCUUCCGCGACGCCGAGGGCCUCGCGAGGCAGCUCGAGAGCCUGCUGGCGCUCCACCCGUCGUCCAACUGGCUGUUGAUGGGCGAGGGAAUGCAGAAUCCUUUCGAGCCACCGACGACGACGAGGAGCAACUCGGCCAACGCCAGUCCCAGGGUCAGCAGCGGCGGCUCCAGCGCAUGGCUCCAGCACAAUGCGGUUCCACCAAGCCCGAACUCUUCGUUCACGCUGCUUCAUAGCCCCGGCCUCGGCCCUGAUGGCUUCGCAGGCUGGCCAAGGGUGCAGAGGAGCAGGACGUCGACGUGGGAGGGCAAUUGGAAGACGGUGGUCCGGCCCAUUCUGCACGCCGCCGACCUCGAGCGGGAAAGGGAGCGAGAGAGGAAGAGAGGCAGUAGCCGCUCAGCUGCGGUGUCGGGACGCAGAGCGGGCUCGUCGAACGGCAACAGCUCUGCGAUCGGGCUCAACCUGCCCAGAGGAGAGCGACGCCAACUCUUGCGCAGAGGAUCAGCAAGCCGGGCCAGCGACGAAUCGGACGAGGACGGGAACGACGAGAUCGAUGCGGCCGGUGUGCGGCGGCAACCACACGGCUCGUCAUCGCCGGGCUUUUACCAGAUCGGCCAACGGAGCGGCGCCAGGGCGACCGAAGAGGCGGGCGAAGAGGUGCAGUCGCCCGUCGAGACCGAGGGGAUCGCGCACGCGCAGAACCUGCCGCGCUCGUCGAGGCUUCGGCAGCGCUUCAGCGUGCGGCAGACGCCCACGGCCUCGCAGCUCGCCGCCGAGUCGCUUGCGCUCGACCUGGAUCUCGACGACAAGCACGGCGAUGGCAGCCUCGCCUCUGCAGGACUGGGCGGCACGGCGAGAGAGUCCGGGAUCCCGCACAUUCAGGUGUCGCAUGCUGCCACCUGA